AAAGGACUUCGUUAGUUUCUGAAAACACCGUUGAGUUGUAUAAUAUGUCUAGCUACGCCUCCAUUGCUGCUCGCGAUGCUCCCCCCACGUCUGAGCAGCCUCGUCCGGAUCCUGCGCUCCUAACAACCGAACACUCCUCUGCAAGUAAUGUAAUCGACGAUACUUCCAAAGUGAAUAUUGUUUCCAGCGAUUUUAAAGAUAAACUUGCUACACGUACAUCCGAAACAUAUGUUCCAAAAGACAUCGAUGAUGAUCUCAUCGACCCAGGCAGGAAAGUGGGAAAGAGUAAAGGGAACAGGCGCCUUCAGGAGGCUCGGGCAGAAGGGACCUAUUUGUGGGAGGUCACAAAACACAUUUUGUUUCGCCCAGGUGUUGCCGGUGGUCUCAUUGGCUUGGUAAAUAUUGGCCUUUUGUCUAGCGUGGGCUACGUAUUCUAUACGAAACCUAGCCUUCGUCGGAAUUUCACUUCCAUCGGUUCGGCGGCGGCAGGAGCCCUGUUAUUAAUCGGGACUGAAGGCUACGCAGUAGAGAAGUAUCGAAAGACCUCUAUAGGCCGCCGGGAGGAACGACGCGCGCGCGAGGAGGGCACCCUCAUCUACAAGCAACUUCGAGAACACGUCUUUCGUCCGGGUGUCUUGGGCGGUUUAGUCGGACUAGUAAAUACAGUGAUUCUUGGUGCAGUUGGGUAUUAUGGCUACACAACCUGGCACAAACCCAAGUGGAACCGGGAUGUCGUCACUGCUGUCUCAUUCGGCCUGCUCACGCUUUGGGGUGGCGAAGGAUAUCUUGUAGAGCGCUAUCGUGCAGAACGGCGGGGGCAGUGAUGUCAAGAAGCCGUAGCUGCGGUUUGGAAGAGCACCUGUACACUAUGUCAAUCUGAUUCGAUGAUGAAGUCUUUACUCAGCGACAGGUAUGUUUACUGGUGGACACUUGAGAUAUUUCUACACAUCGCUCUUGCAAGUGACCACUGAGUAAAAAUGUAUUCAAG
Messenger RNA from Suillus clintonianus, 988 nucleotides. RefSeq lists its product as uncharacterized. The transcript has 5 exons. The record is from RefSeq and is a predicted model, not a curated record. Bases 45 to 824 code for a protein of 259 amino acids. NCBI's taxonomy places the organism in Eukaryota, Fungi, Basidiomycota, Agaricomycetes, Boletales, Suillaceae.